Molecule: messenger RNA, 333 nt
Organism: Linum trigynum
Lineage: Eukaryota; Viridiplantae; Streptophyta; Magnoliopsida; Malpighiales; Linaceae
Source: the annotation of a GenBank genome assembly
AUGUCCCGACUUCUCGAUGAGGAUCAGGAUGACGCCGACCAUAUGACUCUAAUUAGUGACCAUGAUCUGAAAACAAAGUUUAUGAAAAUGGCUGAGUAUGCUGUGACGAAGCACAAUAGAAAAGUCCCUAAAUCAGAGACAUUAAAGUUGGUGAGUCUGGACCGAGGAUAUUACGAUAAUGAUGUUGGUACAGAUUGGAUAACAUUCGAUUUGCACAUUACCGUCUCGUCCGCUCACCCCGACCAAAUCAAAUACAAGGCGGUGGUCGACGCCGGAGUCGGAAUCGGAGAACCUGAUCAUCAAUAUGUUCUCACAUCCUUUACCCGGUUAUAA